AUGGGAUCAUUCCUCUUCUUGGUUCUCCUCUCUUCCCUUCUCCUUCAGACGCUCCUCAGAGAGGCAUCUCUUUCAUCUGCUGGUUCUCUCUUCCUUGAUCUCACAUAUUCCAAUCCUCAUCUAUGGCAUCCUUUCUCUCAUUCUUCUUGCCUUCUCUGCCCUUUGCUUUCUGAAGCUGCUUGGCUUCCUUCACCUCUCAACAUCUUGAACUUGUUGCUUCUUGAAGUUGGGUUCCUGAAAUGCAUCAAAAACUCAAAGAAUUAG
Microthlaspi erraticum is the source of this 264-nucleotide messenger RNA. The record is from the annotation of a GenBank genome assembly. NCBI's taxonomy places the organism in Eukaryota, Viridiplantae, Streptophyta, Magnoliopsida, Brassicales, Brassicaceae.